GUGAAAAAAGUGUUGAUCAGCUUCUAAAGAACUCAUGAUUUUAUUUAUACAUGAGAUGAAUCGGAUGAAUCUUCAUUCAACUUAAGAUGCUUUCUGCUCACGAAAAAUUAUUAUCAAAUCCAACAAACAACAUUUGAUUAUAAACUUGAUUUCUUGGGGUGAUGUUAAUGUUAUCCAAUUUGAUGUUCCUAUUACUUAUAUUAAACAAUAGACUAAAGCUGAGCAAACUCGUUGUAAUUCAGCUUGUUUGAUACAAAAAUAAAAAAACCGAUCCAACAGUUUUUGAUACUUUUACCGACUAUCAGUUCAGAUUAGAUUUUUUGAAAAAACGUGUAAAAAUUGUAAUUGUAAAAAACUCUUUGAAAGUGUGAAACUAAUCAACAGCAAUGAGUAGUCUAAUUAAUUCAAUCUGGAAAGAAAUUGGUUCCUUCAGUGGAUUCUCGGGAUUAAUUGCCAAACCAAAUGAUGAUCGUUGUGUUAGCCUGAUUAACCUUCAAUCAAUCCCAUUGAAAAUAUUCAAAUCAACAGUCAAUGGACCAACUUUGUCUCCUUCAAUUGAAUCAUUGCAAGGUGAAAAUGAGGAUAACAAUCAAACAAAUGAUCAAUACAAUCUGAUUAGUGAAAUUAUUACACGGUAUGGAUUGAGAAUUGUUCAUGAAAAUGAUCCAAGUCAAAGUGAUGUUUCUUUCAAAGAGAAUAAAUUUGUUCUUGAUUCACUCCAUUGGCAUAAUAUUUUGAGAAUCAAACAUCGCGCCCCUCCAUUAAGCCUGUCAAUCGGCUUGUGUGAAUUGGCUCAGGAUUGGGCAAACAAGUUAGCCCAUUGGGAUGUCUUUUAUCAUCGUAAUUACAAAUCAAUUGGUGAAAAUUUAAUUCUUAAGUGUAGCAGUCUUCAUGACAUUGAAGUUAAUGGUGAACAAGUGACCAAAUAUUGGUACGCUGAGAUUGACUACUAUCGCUUUGAUUUACCUCCACAUCUUUUACAUACUCGAGCAAAUCAAUUCACACAAAUGAUUUGGAAAGGAUCAAGAAAAUUUGGUAUUGGUAAAGCUCGAUCUCGAUCUGGCAAAUUAAUUAUCGUCGCAAAUUACGAGCCACCUGGUAAUAUUAAAGAUGAUUUUCAUAUUAAUGUAUUGUCUCCAUUUGAAGACUUUGAAUUAGACUUUAUUGCUGAUAAUUUGAUUCCAAAGCAAAGAGGAAAGUUGAAUCGAGUUAUAGGAAAACAGUUACGAGCCCGACGUAAAGCUAUAUGGAAUUAGAUUAAAUUUCAACAUGAAGAAAGAUAUUUAAAGAUCAGAAUCGACUGAUUUUAAUCAUUU
Messenger RNA from Tetranychus urticae (two-spotted spider mite), 1316 nucleotides. RefSeq lists its product as uncharacterized. The record is from RefSeq and is a predicted model, not a curated record. Lineage: Eukaryota; Metazoa; Arthropoda; Arachnida; Trombidiformes; Tetranychidae.